Anguilla rostrata (American eel) is the source of this 2655-nucleotide messenger RNA. It is a transcript of the gene mafgb, whose product is annotated as v-maf avian musculoaponeurotic fibrosarcoma oncogene homolog Gb. Lineage: Eukaryota; Metazoa; Chordata; Actinopteri; Anguilliformes; Anguillidae. Gene Ontology annotation, biological process: regulation of transcription by RNA polymerase II; regulation of epidermal cell differentiation. Gene Ontology annotation, molecular function: RNA polymerase II cis-regulatory region sequence-specific DNA binding; DNA-binding transcription factor activity, RNA polymerase II-specific. Bases 677 to 1168 code for a protein of 163 amino acids. Gene Ontology annotation, cellular component: nucleus. The transcript has 3 exons. The record is from RefSeq and is a predicted model, not a curated record.
CAUUUUAAUAUCGAAGAGUCACGACACGUUUAUUUAAAGGAGUUCUGUUAAAUAGCUAUUUUGCUGAGUAUGCCGCGCGUGCUUUUGCGUUCCCUUCUAGUCUGCUGUGUGUGUGUAGGGUUGCUGGCAACCGACGUGCCGAUAUAUGCGUGUGCGUGUGUGUGAGUGUAUAUGUGUGUGUGUGUGUGAUCGAGAGAGAGAGAGAGAGAGAGAGAGAGAGAGAAGUAACUGGGCAUGCUGAUUCAUCGGGUCAUUAGCCAUGCAAAGCGAAGGGCACUCCAAGAUAUAGAGACCGGGCGCGUUUAACAAAGACUGAGCUUACGAUCUUGGGUAGCCGGGCGCUCGAAAAAUCAGUCCGCGGGGGAAUCCCUGCCCUGCUUCAGUUGCAGCGCAGGUGCCGCUGCUGGCGCGACUGGCGGACAGAGAAGACCACGGCACCGGCGCAGAUACGGCGUAGGAGAUGGCGAGAAAUGUGCAAGCUAGUUAGUUAUCUGGCGCGAGAUACCUAGCCAGCAGGAGUUGGAGGGGAAAAAAACCUGCUGUUUCAUCAGAACGGCGCGCGCUGAACAGCGUGCGUACACCCACCCUGCACGGCUGCGGUCAGGCGCUCUACCAGGACAGGUUGGCUGCCUUGUUUUCUGAAGAGGCCUGCUGGUUGACGGGGGGUUAGGGUGGUAUGACGACCACAAACAAGGGAAGUAAAGCCUUGAAGGUGAAGCGGGAGCCGGGGGAGAAUGGGACGAGCCUGACGGACGACGAGCUGGUGACCAUGUCGGUGCGGGAGCUGAACCAGCACCUGCGCGGGCUGUCCAAGGAGGAGAUCCUGCAGCUGAAGCAGCGGCGGCGCACGCUGAAGAACCGCGGCUACGCCGCCAGCUGCCGCGUCAAGCGCGUGACGCAGAAGGAGGAGCUGGAGAAGCAGAAGGCCGAGCUGCAGCAGGAGGUGGAGAAGCUGGCCACGGAGAACGCCAGCAUGAAGGUGGAGCUGGACGCGCUGCGCUCCAAGUAUGAGGCGCUGCAGAGCUUUGCCCGGACUGUGGCCCGCAGCCCCGCCGUGGCCCCCGCCCGCGGCCCCAUCGCCUCCGUCAUCGGGCCCCUCAUCCCCGGCAAGGUGGCCGCCACCAGCGUCAUCACCAUCGUCAAGUCCAAAACCGACGCCAGGUCUUAGUAUCGGGAGGGAGGGAGGGAGGGAAGGAGGGAGAAACAGGGAGAGAGAGAGAGAGAGAGAGGGGGGGAAAGGAAAGGGAGCAUGAGAGGGAGAGAGAGAGGGAGAGAGGGAGUAAGAGUGAGAGAGAGAGAGAGGGAAAGGGAGCACGAGAGGGAGAGAGGGAGUGAAAGAGAGAGAGAGGGAGAGGGAGCAGGAGAGGGGGAGAGAGAGGGAGAAAGAGGGGGAGAGAGAGAGAGAGAAGGGGCCGGUCAGGAUGAGGAAAACAAACACGAUCAGUCCAAUAUUAAUGAGAACAGGGCUAAAAAUCCUGACCUUUCACCUUUUAAAUGUCAUAACCCUCCCCAUCCCAAACUCCUGUAUGACCCAAAGCCCCCCCCCCCCAAAAAAAAACAAAACACGAGACCGAUGAGGAAAAUCAAACAGGGCCCAGUCCUUCUUCUGGGCCUGACCGGCCAUUUUGGGGAAUGGUUAGAUGCCCCUCCUCCCUUGCAGCACGUCCAGACAAAAAAAAAAAAAAAACCGACGCAAAUGUUUGUGCUACGGUAGUUUGUUUUGUUUUGUUUCUUAGCGGUGUUGUUGGUGACAUGGAGUUCAGACAUGUCCCCGUUGUGUCAUGUGUCACGUGUUUCUCUGAUGGAUAUCGUGUUGGGCUCCGUGUUCUGCGUUCAGUCGUGAUUUAGUCAGUGGGGGGGGGGGGGGGUGGUGUGGUCCGUCCUGGGAUCCCUGGUACUGCUGCAGCCAGGGCUGACCAAUCACAAAGCCGCAAGCAAUCAUACAUGCCCACUUCUCACGCCACAGUUUAAAAACUGACGAGUUUCAUGGUAUUUCCCGGGGUUUUUGGUAACCAUGGCGAUGGAGCCUCAGUGCUGAGAAAGACCAGCGGGACAGCCGUCCCUCGUUUCCAGAAAUGCAAAGACAGGAAAUCAAGUGUUUUGUCCAAUUUUUUUAUUAAUUAAUCUAUUUAUUUAUUUAUUUAUGUAUUCUGGAGGGUUGUGUUACGAAGAACAGCAUCGCAGAGGCAAUAACAACAUUUCUGUGCAGGAUUUUAAACGAAAAUGUCUUUUAGUAUCAGUUCUGUUGUGGGUGUUGGUUUGGUGGCACAGCCUCACGGAUUGGGGAUAAACGUUGUGGCCAUUUUGACUUUUCCAUCUCUGCUGUCUGUUCAAAAGACGGGAAUCGGGCAUAAGGCAGACGGACAAAACAAAACUGAAAGGCUAAAAAAAAAAUGUUUAGGUAAAAGAUUUAUUUAUUUUUAUUUUUUUACAGAAACCUUUGUGAAAGUUUUUGUUUGAUUGUGUGCCCAUCAGUGAUACCACUUACUUCCAUCAUCAACAGUCUUUACUGGAAUGGGGACGGGCUGAUCUCAUUACGUAGACGAAAGUGUGUGUUUUUCACAAGCUUAACGAUACCAUCGUUGGUGUGUCUAUUCUAAGGGUCUUUGUCCAUGUCUGAGUGUUUUGUUUUUUUGUUUUGUUUUUUUUUUUUUU